Messenger RNA from Olea europaea var. sylvestris, 3913 nucleotides. RefSeq lists its product as uncharacterized. NCBI's taxonomy places the organism in Eukaryota, Viridiplantae, Streptophyta, Magnoliopsida, Lamiales, Oleaceae. Bases 442 to 3777 code for a protein of 1111 amino acids. The record is from RefSeq and is a predicted model, not a curated record. The transcript has 26 exons.
GGGCAGUACAGAUCUCAACCACUUACUUCACUGUCUUACGCAUAAAUUCAUCGUCCCCAGUUUCACCGCGUUUCUAUCUGAUUUUCCCCAUUUCGAGCCCAAAUCUCUCUUUAUCUCUUUAAUUACAGUUGAUCUCUGAAGUUCCAUGUAAUCCAUUUUCACUUCAGGUGGCAUUCUCUUCAAGAUCCCAUUUUCCAUUUAAUCCAUUUUCACCACACCAAUCCGCCAUUCUGCCUCUCCGUCUUCAUCUUUUGAGCUGUUGAAAUACAUCCAAAUUUACUCUUAAACCUAAGAGGCCAACAAAUCUUGAAGUAAAUCUUGUGAAUUUACUGAUAAGUGGGUCAUCAAUUGUAAAGAUUCCUUUUUGUUUUGCGGAAUCUCGUUUCGGUGCUAAAGUAAGUAUAGUUACUGAAUUUAUCAAGCCACCACAUUGAAGACACGAUGGACGAGGAGAAUGAAGUCGAACUUUUACAAAGAUAUCGUCGGGACAGGCGGGUACUUCUAGAUUUUAUACUUGCUGGUAGCUUAAUAAAGAAGGUGAUAAUGCCACCAGGAGCAGUAACAUUGGAUGAUGUGGAUCUGGAUCAAGUCAGUGUGGAUUAUGUUCUUAAUUGUGCAAAGAAAGGUCACAUGCUUGAACUCUCGGAAGCUAUAAGAGAAUACCAUGAUAGCACUUUAUUCCCUAACAUGAAUAAUGCAGGUUCAGCCGAUGAAUUCUUUCUGGUUACCAAUCCCGAAUCUUCAGGUUCCCCUCCCAGAAGGGCACCCCCACAUGUCCCAGUUGUGGUUCCAUCACCUAUUUUACCUGGCCUUUCAAUUUCGGAGCCUCUCGACACUGAAGAAGUUGAUGAAGUAUCGAGUUUGUCAAAAUCUCAGUCUCUUAACUCCUCUCAAGUUCAAGAAUUAACUGUAGAUGACAUUGAUGAUUUUGAUGACGACGAUCUGGAGGAGGUUGACAGUCGUAGGUACUCCAGAAGAGUUCUAAAUGAUGCCUCUGAUGUGGCCCUGGGAUUGUCUUCCUUUGCUACUGGUAUUACAGACGACGACCUCCGCGAAACUGCAUAUGAGAUCCUCCUUGCUGCAGCUGGAGCUUCAGGGGGCCUUAUUGUUCCGUCUAAGGAGAAAAAAAAAGAAAAGAAGUCUCGAUUGAUGAGGAAGCUAGGACGAAGUAAGAGUGAACAUGUGAUGCAAUCCCAGAAUUCUCCUGGUUUGGUUGGUCUAUUGGAGACGAUGCGUGUUCAGAUGGAGAUUUCUGAGGACAUGGACAUCAGAACAAGAAGAGGGCUUCUUAAUGCCAUGGUGGGAAAAGUUGGAAAAAGAAUGGAUACUCUCUUGAUCCCAUUGGAAUUGCUGUGUUGUAUUUCACGUACGGAGUUUUCUGACAAGAAGUCAUAUAUAAGGUGGCAAAAGAGACAAUUAAACAUGUUGGAGGAAGGGCUUGUAAAUCAACCUGCUGUAGGAUUCGGAGAAUCUGGGCGAAAAAUGAGUGAUUUAAGGGCCCUUCUGGCGAAGAUUGAAGAGUCUGAGUCUCUUCCAUCCUCUACUGGUGAGCUUCAGCGGACAGAAUGUUUAAGAUCUCUCAGAGAUAUUGCCAAUCCGCUUGCAGAGAGGCCAGCGAGAGGAGACUUAACUGGUGAAAUAUGCCACUGGGCAGACGGAUAUCACUUAAACGUUAGAUUAUACGAGAAACUAUUACUCAGUGUCUUUGAUGUUUUGGACGAAGGAAAACUUACAGAGGAAGUGGAAGAAAUGUUGGAGCUGUUUAAGUCAGCCUGGCGUAUCUUGGGAAUCACAGAGACCAUUCAUUACACUUGCUAUGCAUGGGUGUUAUUUCGGCAGUUUGUCAUCACUGGUGAGCAAGGAAUCCUGCAGCAUGCUAUUGAGCAGUUGAAGAAAAUACCUUUAAAGGAGCAACGGGGUCCACAGGAGAGAUUGCACUUAAAAAGCUUGACUUGCAGAGUUGAGAGUGAGAAGGGAUUUGAGGAAUUAACUUUCUUGCAGUCAUUUCUAUUACCUAUCCAAAAAUGGGCUGACAAGCAGCUGGCGGACUACCAUCUCCAUUUUGCAGAGGGAUUGAAAUUGAUGGAGAAUGCCGUGGUGGUUGCAAUGGUUGUUCGGAGGCUUCUUCUUGAAGAACCAGAACUGGCAAUUUAUUCUUUACCUGUCACAGAUGCUGAGCAAAUAGAGUCUUACGUGUCAUCUUCAAUUAAAAAUGCAUUUUCUAGGAUUUUAGGGGAUGUUGAAACAAUGUCAGAUGUAGCAAAUGAACAUCCUUUAGCAAUGCUUGCAGAACAGACAAAGAAACUUUUGAGAAAAGAUACAACAAUGUAUAUGCCUAUCCUAUCUCAGCGGCAUCGCAAUGCCAGUGCUGUUUUGGCAUCUCUUGUUCACAGGCUUUAUGGUGUCAGACUAAAACCCUUCCUUGAUAGUGCCGAGCAUCUUACAGAGGAUGUUGUAUCUGUGUUUCCGGCUGCUGAUAGUCUUGAGCAAUAUGUUUUAACAAUCAUCACAUCUACUUGCGAAGAUGGAGCUGCGGAGUCUUACUGCAAGAAACUAAAUUUAUACAAGAUUGAGACCAUAUCUGGAACAUUGGUGCUGCGCUGGGUCAAUUCACAGCUUGGAAGACUUCAGGCUUGGGUUGAGCGGGCUAUUCAACAGGAGCGGUGGGCCCCAGUGUCUACUCAACAAAGACAUGGAAGUUCAAUUGUUGAAGUUUACAGAAUUGUUGAAGAGACAGUUGAUCAGUUCUUUGCUCUUAAUGUUCCAAUGAGACCUGGAGAAUUGAGUAGCCUUGUUCGUGGCAUUGAUAAUGCUUUUCAAGUAUAUGCCAAACAUGUGGCUGACAGCCUAGCUAACAAGGAAGAUAUAAUUCCACCUGUACCAAUUCUCACGAGAUACAGGAAGGAAUCCGGAAUUAAAGCUUUUGUAAAGAAGGAAUUAACAGAUUCAAGGUUACCUGAAGUUAGAAAAUCGAGUGACAUCCAAGUUUUGGCAACUCCAACUCUCUGCGUCCAAUUAAAUACCCUUUAUUAUGGAAUUAGCCAACUGAAUAGACUUGAAGAUAGCAUUUGGUCACGGUGGACAAGAAAAAGGAACCAUGACCAGUCGUUAAAGAAACCCGUGGAAGAAAACUUGAGAAGUUCCACGAAGGACACGUUCGAUGGGAGCAGAAAAGAUAUCAACGCUGCUAUUGAUCAAAUUUGUGAAUUUACUGGAACUAAAACAAUUUUCUGGGAUCUGAGAGAGCCUUUUAUUGAUAAUCUAUACAAACCAAGUGUUGCUCAGUCAAGGUUGGAGUCACUGAUUGAAUCUCUUGAUACGGUGCUUAAUCAAUUGUGUGAUAUCAUCGUGGAGCCACUCCGAGAUCGUGUAGUCACAGGGCUUCUUCAAGCAUCACUGGAUGGCUUUCUCCGUGUUAUAUUAGAUGGAGGUCCUUCACGCGUAUUCACCCCAGCCGAUGCUAAGCUACUAGAAGAAGACUUGGAAACCUUGAAGGAAUUCUUCAUUUCUGGAGGCGAUGGACUUCCUCGUGGAGUUGUGGAGAAUCAAGUAUCACGUGUUCGACAGGUGAUAAAGCUCCAUGGAUACGAGACUCGGGAAUUGAUCGACGACUUGAAAUCUGGAUCUGGUGGUGAAAUGGAAAUGCAGGGUGGCGGUCGGAGUAAACUGGGGGCCGAUAUACCGACCCUCAUACGAGUAUUGUGUCAUAGAAAUGAUUCGGAGGCUUCUCAGUUCCUCAAGAAACAAUAUAAGAUCCCCAAAUCUACUGCAGCUUAGUGUGAUGAUCUUAACAACAAACACUCUUUUAUGUAUUAUCCUUCUUUAUGCUAAUAGUGAUUGCCAAUGUAAUCCAUUAUUCUUUUCCUUUUGUGCGUGGGAUGAAAUCAUAUAAUUAAUUCGUUUAUUCAAAUUU